AUGGGUGACUCCUCCAAUGCUCUUCAAUGUUACAAAGAGUCGAGUAAAAGUUUUGCAAAAGUUUUAAGUCAAAAUCAUUCAUCAUCGGCUACUCAUUACGAUAUUAUGGGUUCGGUGUAUAAAAAUUUGCGUGAGUACCCGAAAGCACUAGAAUAUUAUAAAAAAGCAUUUGACAUACGAUCAAAAACUCUGGCUUCAAAUCAUCCAUCAUUGCUUAAUUCAUACAACAAUGCCAGUCAAGUAUAUUCUAGAGUGCAUAAACACUCGAAAGCAGAUGAAUUUCUUGGACAACCACCAAAAAUUAACACAAAUAGCCUGUCUAUGAGUCAUUCAUCAUUGACUAUUUCUUACAACAACUUAGGUGUAGUGAAUGCAAACAUGGGUUAUCGCUUCAAAGCACUGGAAUUGCACAAAAAAGCACUUCGUAUGAAGGAGAAAAACCUUCCUUCAAAUCAUCCAGAUUUGGCUAUCUCCUAUAACAAUAUCGCUACAGUCUAUAAACAAAUGGGUAAUUACUCAGCAGCACUUAAAUGCUACGAGGAAGCACUCAAGAUAGGACAAAAUCUUUUACCAUCAAAUCAUCCUUUAUUGGCUACUUCCUAUAGCAAAAUCGGUGCAGUCUAUAAUACUUUGGGUGACUAUUCAAAAGCACUCGAAUUUUAUAAAAAGGGAUUUGAACUGAGAAAUAAUGUUCUGCAACCGAAUCAUCCCUCAUCAGCUAAUUCCUACAACAGCAUCGGUACAGUUUAUAAAAAUAUGGGCGACUACUCAAUAGCACUUUCAUUUUUUGAAAAAGCACUAGUCAUUCAAAAGGAAACCCUUCUACCGUCACAUCCUUAUAAUCAACAACUAGCGGACAAAAUUGACUAUGUUAAAAGCCAUAUUUGA
Molecule: messenger RNA, 888 nt
Organism: Rotaria sp. Silwood1
Lineage: Eukaryota; Metazoa; Rotifera; Eurotatoria; Philodinida; Philodinidae
Source: the annotation of a GenBank genome assembly